This is a messenger RNA of Lolium rigidum, 945 nucleotides long. RefSeq names its product MADS-box transcription factor 34-like. The transcript is spliced from 8 exons. The record is from RefSeq and is a predicted model, not a curated record. Bases 1 to 723 code for a protein of 240 amino acids. Gene Ontology annotation, cellular component: nucleus. Gene Ontology annotation, molecular function: RNA polymerase II cis-regulatory region sequence-specific DNA binding; protein dimerization activity; DNA-binding transcription factor activity, RNA polymerase II-specific. Gene Ontology annotation, biological process: positive regulation of transcription by RNA polymerase II. NCBI's taxonomy places the organism in Eukaryota, Viridiplantae, Streptophyta, Magnoliopsida, Poales, Poaceae.
AUGGGUCGCGGCAAGGUGGUGCUGCAGCGGAUCGAGAACAAGAUCAGCCGGCAGGUGACCUUCGCCAAGCGCCGCAACGGCCUGCUCAAGAAGGCCUACGAGCUCUCCAUCCUCUGCGACGCCGAGGUCGCGCUCGUCCUCUUCUCCCACGCCGGCCGCCUCUACCAGUUCUCCUCAUCCUCCAACAUGCUUAAGACCCUUGAGAGGUACCAGAGGUACAUUUUUGCUUCGCAAGAUGCCGUGGUGCCGACAAGCGAUGAGAUGCAGAAUAAUUAUCUGGAAUAUAUGGAGCUGAAGGCAAGAGUUGAGGUUUUACAACACUCGCAAAGGAAUCUACUAGGCGAGGAUUUGGCUCCACUCAAAACAUCCGAGCUGGAUCAGCUUGAGAGUCAAGUAGGCAAGACCUUGAGGCAAAUAAGGUCAAGAAAGACUCAGGUACUACUCGAUGAGCUCUGCGACCUGAAGAGGAAGGAACACAUGUUAGAGGACGCAAACUUGACCCUGAAAAGGAAGCUGGACGAGAUGGAGGUGGACACGGCACCUCCUCAUCCGCCGCAGCAGCAGCAGCAGCUGCCAUGGCAGAACGACCACGGCGUGGCCGUGCCGUCCUACGCGCCGCCACAGCCAGACCACUUUUUCCAGGCCCUGGAGUGCAGCCCGUCCCUGCAGCCAGCAUUUCGCUGCAUGGAUGUGAACCAGCCGCCGCCCGCAUGGAUGGCAUAGCGCUAGGUUGAUCGAGCUACCGUUUCAGAUCAACAGAAUGCCUUUCCUGCCCGUGUGUCCUACUGUCCUGCGUCUCCGCUCCUAUAUAUAUCUGCUGCUUUUGUGGUUCCUUUUCAAAGAGCUUGCCCGACUUGCCUUUAAGUAAUGUGUACAGGGCUUUGUCUUAUUUGUUACUAGCAAGUGUUAUUUUGCUCAGUUUGUUCAGAAAAGGCGAAAACGGUU